UAAUUGUCAUUGCACUUGGUUCUUCUUCCUUUCUACAGCUGUGUUUUUUUGUUUUGCUGUUUUAUCUUUUGGUUUUCAAAGAAUUAUGUCAGUGAACCUUUUCACACUCCCAUCUUCCUUGAAAAAAACUCAAUUCAUCAUCAAGAAAAAAUGGCAUCUCUGCAGGAAUUACUAGCCAAAGAAGGAUUUGAGCGCGCCAAAAAUACUUCUCAAAGACAGGUAAGGUUUCGCGAUAGAAGCGUAGCAUUACCACCCGAUGAGCCUUCCAAUAUUGCCUUGCCUAUAUAUAUCUGCCAUGACCGGAAAAGCUAUGAUAAGUACUGGAAGCAAAAGGAUCCCCCCAAGAAGAGCAUUUUGCGAAAAGGGUCUUCUACUUCUUCUGUACUUUCUUCCAAAAGAGCGAGUACUUGUGCUGAUUCAACACGGCUAUCCAAUUCUAUUUCCAUGUCAAUAAGAGAGGAGGAGGGAGAGGACCGUGGUGGCAGUGGUGGUGGUGGUGCUCUCUCUCCUCCAAUUGUGAAAAGAUCAGAAGAAGAACCCGCAAUUGAUGAAGUUGCCAUUAGAGCGGUGGUUUCAAUUUUGAGCGGAUACAUAGGCCGAUAUCUGAAAGACGAAAGUUUUCGUCAGAGCAUUAGACAGAAGUGCUACUAUUCUUGCUUGACAAGAAGGAGAAGAAGGAGCGAUGAUGAUGAUAAGGAUUAUUCAGAUAAUGGGAUUUUCGCCAACAUGGAAUUGGGAAUUGAGAGUAUUGAGAAAUUAGUCGAAACUAGUACUACCAGUCCUGCCCCUGCAAAGCAAGAAUUGAGAAUGAAAUCUUUGCGAAAUUCAAUUAGGCUUUUGAGCAUUGUUGCAUCCCUCAACAAUUCUAAAACCUCAAUGCAUGGUUCCACCUGUGGAACCCCCAAUUCUUAUCUCUCUGCUUGUGCUCAGCUCUACUUAUCAAUCGUUUACAAGAUGGAGAAGAACGAUAGGAUUUCAGCGAGGCAUCUCUUGCAAGUGUUCUGCGAUUCCCCAUUUCUUGCGCGUACUGAAUUGCUUCCCGAGCUUUGGGAACAUUUCUUUCUCCCCCACCUUCUCCAUCUCAAGAUUUGGUAUGCUAAACAAGUAGAAUUUCUGACACCAAACUCCGAAUUUGACGAACAGAAGAAGAUGGAAGCUUUGACAAAGGUCUACAAUGACCAAAUGGACUUGGGAACUGCUCAAUUCGCUCUUUACUACAAGGAAUGGCUCAAAAUUGGUUCCCAACCCCCUCCUGUUCCGUCAGUGCCUCUGCCUUCAAGUAUUUAUUCAACUUCAAUGAGGCGCAGAUCAUCAGAUUCUUUCUCUUCGCGUGAAUCCUCCAUCAAUAAAUCCAAUUUAUAUCGAGCUGUUUUUGGCCCCACGCGGCUUGAGAGGAGGUCUAUGGUCCUUGAUGAUCAUAGAAAUCAUGCUUUUAUGAUCAAUAAAUGGGAUUCGGAGGAAGAAGAAAAGGCUUUUACACAUGAAGAUAAUGUCAAGCAACAUCAAAGAAAUAUGGGGCAUAGAAGAUCAUCAAGCCAAAUUUAUAGAAACCAGAAAGCUGAAGUGUGGCCUGAGACACAAAAACAAGACUAUUUUCGGUUUUUCACCUGUCAGAGCGAGCCAACAGAAUGCAUGGUACGUGGCAGUCAUCAACAGGGAAGUAUUAGUACUAGUAAUGAUUCAAUGAGAACAACAAAGAACACAACCCAUCUUCCUCCCACUGAUCUUAGGAGGGCAAUAAACACGAUUAGCUCAUCAGAUAGCCUAAGCGACUGUGAAGUAGCAAUUCGCGUGAUUACCAAAAAUUGGUUAGAUUUUCAUGGAGAUCCCGCUAUUGAGAAAACACUGUCGAAGCCACCAGUAAUCGGGGGAAUGCUAGAGGUUUUGUUCUCUUCCAAUGACGAUGAGAUUCUAGAAUUAACAGUCUCCGUUUUAGCAGAAUUCGUGAUGAGGAAUGAGGCGAAUAGGCAUAUAAUAUUAAACUCAGAUCCACAACUUGAUAUAUUCAUAAGACUAUUGAGGAAUAGUAGUCUAUUUCUAAAAGCUUCUGUUUUGCUUUACCUAGUGAAGCCAAAGGCAAAGCAAAUGAUAUCAAUUGAAUGGAUUCCACUAGUCCUCCGCGUGUUAGAGUUUGGGGAUGUGUUGCAGACUUUAUUAUCCGUUCAAUGUAGUCCUCAAGUGACCGCAUAUUACUUUCUAGAUCAGCUUCUUACUGGUUUUGACGAAGACAAGAAUUUGGAGAACGCGAGGCAAGUUGUUUCUAUAGGGGGAUUGAGCUUGUUGGUGAAAAGGAUUGAGACCGGGGAUGUUUGUGAGAAGACAAGAGCUGCUUCAGUUAUUUUCUGUUGUAUUCGAGCUGAUGGAAGUUGCCGGCACUACCUAGCUAACAAUUUGAACAAGAGUUGUAUUCUUGAACUCCUUGUUCUCGGAAAGCACUGGAAUUCUCAAGGCCAUGCUUUUGCAUUGCUAACUGAGUUACUUUGCCUUAAUAGAAGAACUCAGGCGACAAGAUUUUUAAAAGGAUUACUAAGUGGCUGGGGAAGCUUGAACACAAUGCAUAUAUUAUUUGUCUAUCUCCAGAGGGCUCAAGUUGAAGAGCGCCCAAUGGUUGCAGCCAUAUUGUUACUUCUUGAUCUUCUGGGAGAUCCUCUGAAGUGCAGUGUAUACAGACAAGAGGUAGUAGAGGCGAUAAUUGCGGCUUUGGAUUGUGAAAUGUGUAAUGAAAGGGUCCAAGAGCAGUCGGCCAAAGCUCUAUUGAUAUUGGGGGGACGGUUCUCAUACACGGGAGAUGCGACAACAGAAAAAUGGCUUUUGAAGGAAGCAGGCUUUGACGACAGCUCGAGUGAUUCAUUUCAAGGAAAGGAUAUAGUCAUUGCAGAGUUGAUCCACUCGAAUGAAGAGGAUGAUGCAAUGCAAAAUUGGCAAAGGAAAGCAGCGAUAGCGUUGCUUACCGGCGGCAACAAGGGACUGCUGGCUGCACUUUCUGACUCAAUAGCCAAUGGCAUCCCGUGUUUGGCACGUGCGAGCCUUGUCACGGUGUCAUGGAUGAGUGGUUAUCUCCAUUUGAUUUGUGAUGAAAAUCUUCAAUCAGAGGUGUGCUCAAUCCUCGUUCCACAUCUGAUAGAAUCCUUGAAUUAUGACAAAGCUCUUGAGGAAAGGGUGCUUGCUUCACUCACCUUACUAACUCUCACAAAGACUUCAGAUGAAUGUUUGUCUAAAUUCUCACUCACGGAUAAAGGUCUGAUGGACCAUCUUCGGAAUCUAUCACAAGUGACAUGGACAGCUAGAGAGCUUAUUUCGAUCAUCACAAGCAUCGGUGUCUUGUCCUAGCUAGCUAGACAAUCAUCUGGUUGAAGAAAUUACAACUGAUCACUAGAAAAUUCUAAACUUCAUGCGUCUAUCAAGAGACUUGUGUUGUGUUAUAUCUUUUCACUAUUAAAGGCUGUGUUGCAAAACACUUAUGUUGUUUUGCUUUUUGUUUUCUAUUUGUUUAUUUAUUUUUUGUUUUUGUUUCCUCUUUCUUAGCAUAGUUUCUUUAUAAUUGCUUUUGUAAAAGUGAUCAGGAGUACUGUUCUGUAAGUAAAAGAAAAACAAAAAAAUGAUUCUCCAAAUGAAAUUUGUAGCUAUGAACGAAGGAAUGUAAUAUAUAUCAGCCUUAUUCUAC
Camellia sinensis is the source of this 3664-nucleotide messenger RNA. RefSeq lists its product as uncharacterized. The record is from RefSeq and is a predicted model, not a curated record. NCBI's taxonomy places the organism in Eukaryota, Viridiplantae, Streptophyta, Magnoliopsida, Ericales, Theaceae.